Neopsephotus bourkii (Bourke's parrot) is the source of this 951-nucleotide messenger RNA. It is a transcript of the gene EBP, whose product is annotated as EBP cholestenol delta-isomerase. The transcript has 4 exons. Gene Ontology annotation, cellular component: endoplasmic reticulum; membrane. The coding region runs from base 84 to 755 and encodes 223 amino acids. Gene Ontology annotation, molecular function: steroid Delta-isomerase activity; cholestenol delta-isomerase activity; C-8 sterol isomerase activity. NCBI's taxonomy places the organism in Eukaryota, Metazoa, Chordata, Aves, Psittaciformes, Psittacidae. The record is from RefSeq and is a predicted model, not a curated record. Gene Ontology annotation, biological process: cholesterol biosynthetic process.
GGGCGGUGCGGUGCCGGUUCCCGCUCCCACACCCGACUUCCGCCUUCCCUUCCCAGCGCACCGGUGACCGGCGCGGUGUUGCCAUGACGACAACGACGGCGCACCCCUAUUGGCCACGCUCGCUGCCGUUGCCGGGUUACGUCGCCGCUGAGCUCCCUGGAUGGCAGUGCGCGGGCUUGGUGGGCGUGGCCGCGGCGGGGCUGCUGGCGCUUGGUUGGCUGCUGGGCGGGGCGAGGGGCGGGGCUUCUCGGAGCCUCGCCCACCGCCUGGCGCUGGGCUGGUUCCUCAUGUGCACCGGGAUCCAUGGAGUGCUCGAGGGGUUCUUCAGCUUCCGGCACCGGGACCUGCCCCGCACCACCGGGCUGCUGGCCGACGUCUGGAAGGAGUAUGCCAAAGCUGACAGCCGGUACAUGACGAGCGAUGACUUCACGGUUGCCAUGGAGACAGUGACAGCCUGGGCCUGGGGACCCCUCAGCUUCCUCACCUUCCUCGCCCUCCUGCGCCGCCACCCGGCCCGCUACAUCCUGCAGCUCCUUGUCUCCCUUGGGCAGCUCUAUGGCGACGUGCUGUACUUUGCCACGGAGGCGCUGGCUGGCUGGAGCCACAGUGAUCCCCGGCCCUUCUACUUCUGGGGCUACUUCGUGGGACUGAACGGGGUGUGGGUGCUGGUGCCCUGUGCCCUCCUGGCCGACUCCUGCCGCCACCUCGCUGCUGCGCAGAGAGCCCUCGACCGGCCCCGUCACAAGAGCCACUGAGCAUGGCUGCCAAAGGGUCCCCUCUACAACACCUGGGUGCCAGAUCCCCCCCCCAUGGGGCAGCACUGGGGGAUGGGGUGUUGGCAUCCUCCAGGGACUUCAGGGGUGUCCUGUGGCUUGUGUUGGGCCCCCCAUGAGCUCAGGGAUGUGGGGCCAGACCCCUGGGUCCCCCCUGGGGGGCUCCCCCAAUAAUUGC